Symbiodinium sp. CCMP2456 is the source of this 4185-nucleotide messenger RNA. Lineage: Eukaryota; Dinophyceae; Suessiales; Symbiodiniaceae. The record is from the annotation of a GenBank genome assembly.
AUGAGCCAAGAAGCGGAUUACGAGGAAUUUCUGGCCUUGCGCCGGCACGUCCGCAAGCUACAGGCCGGCACCCCGCUGCUACUGCGCACUCAGGGGGCGCAGGGCCAAGAUCUGGAUCUUCAGAUCUGCUCCUUCCAAAUCUCCCAGGACCUGCAGCUCCUCUCUUGGCGGGACUGCGAAGGGAGCGGUCCCUCCCGGCAGAUUCCGCUCAGCAAAAUCGUCGCGGUGGAAGACGCCAGCCUUUCGUCCCUGCCUGGGGCCUCCAACGGCGAGGGGCAUCAUGCGCUGCAGGUGAAGCUGCGGCAGGAGAAAGGCUCGGCCCUGCCGGCACAGAUCGAGUUGAUCUGCACCUCCAAGGAGGAUCUCGAGGCAUGGCUUCAUGGGCUGCGCUUCCUCGUGGCCGACCAGGGUGGUGAGGUGGCUAAAGCGCCGCAGGGGAAGUCCAGCGAACAAGGCAUUCAGGAGAAGCUGAGGCUGCAGGAACAGCUCUGCGAGCAGCUGCGGCAAGAGAACAGCAUGCUCCGAGACAUCGUCAAGAGAAAGGACGAAACGAUCUCGGAGCUUCUGCGCGACAGCCAAAGCAAGUCCAUCAAGACCGAGUCGACUUCGCGGGAGAGCGACGAGCACUUGCAGUACCGCGAGGUCGCCAUUCUUAGGCGGAAGAACAAGCGCCUACAGCUUGACCUGAAGUCCAAGCAGCAGACCAUCGCAGGUCUUCUGAAGCUGGUCGAGAGGUUGUCGCAGCAGGCAGAUGCCGAAACCAGUGCGCCGGAGGAGGACACGCAGGACGAGCCAGAAAUCAACCCGAAAGUUGUGGGUCCCAAGAUACAGGUGACCCAGGUAGCUGUGGACCCUGACGAGCCUCGAACGGCCGAUGAGCCGGUAGUGCAGGCCCCAUGUCCCAGCCCGCUGGAUCCAGCGCCAACUGACCUCACUCAGUUGCAGGAGGGCCCCUUUGUGGGAGAGCUGGCCGCGCUAGUCGAGAAACUGCAGGCCUUGCAGGAAGCCACGCUGACGGCCACGCAGGGAGUGGCCUCCCUUGGCAGCUUCCAGCCCCCGAGCCGUUCUGCGGCCGGGGCGCAGGCCGGGGCUCAGGCGGCCCAGGUUUCCGCCCCAGCUCCGGCCGCUCGGGGGCCGAAAAGUGCGGCCGCGCUCGAGGCUCUCAAGCGUGAGCUGGCGCUGCUGGAGGAGAAGAAGAGGGUUGUGCAGCACCUCGCCCACACCCUGGAGCCGGACGGCUCCGACUCAGAGGAUGACGCUCCAAAGGAGCCAAAGGAGCCAAAGGAGGCCUCCCGCCCGUCUCGUAACGUCCUUCUGGUUCUCAUGGCUUUCCAGGCGAUGGCGAAGGACUUCGACCUUCUCAGGUCGCAGCUCCUGGACGUGAUCAAGGCGAACCGCGCCAAGGGGGUCUCGAGCGAUGAACAUCCGUCAGUGGCUGGUGAGACCGCUCAAGACCACUGCCUGGUUGAGGGGCCAGCAGCCCUUCCACCCAUGGCCAUCUCCCUACUGGAGCAAGUCCAGGACUACAAUGCGAAUCCAGAUAGAGAGCGAUUUUCGAAGAUGGUGACUUUGGCCGAGCAGAUGGAUGCAACCUCUCUGUUGGUGUCGGCGAGGGUUCUGAUGGAGAUCUUGGUCCAAGCGAACCUUGCAGAGUCUCAUCAACGGCUGCGGGCGUUCAAGCAUGCCCUGAAAAGCUUCGUGACCAUGGACUUCCAGGACCCAGGCGACACCGCGAUCAAGACUUUUCGCGGCUGUUUUAACAAGAUGACCGCAGAGGGCAUCACCCAUGAACAGAUCCGGGAGGCUCUUGUGAACCACAAGAUCGAGCUCGUCUUGACCGCGCAUCCGACGCAGGCCCAGCGCCGGAGCAAUCUUAAGAAGCACGAGAGCAUCUCGCAGCUUCUCAAGGUGCACGAUGCCAAGGACUCCCUCACGCCCGGUGAGCAAGAAGAGCUGCGGGCCAAGAUCCAGGCUCUUCAGUGGAGCUGCUGGCGCACAAACGCAGUCCGUCGCAACCGGCCCACUGCAGAAGGUGAAGCACGCAAUGGAAUGCUGGUGAUCGAGGAUGCGGUCUGGACGGCAGUGCCGGAGCAUUACCGACGUAUCGACCGCUGCUUGAAGCACCGUGGGAUGCCAGCGCUGCCCUACGAUGCCUCGGUCAUCAAGAUGAGUACCUGGAUGGGUGGCGAUCGGGAUGGCAACCCCAAUGUCACGGCCAAGACGACUCGUCAAGUCAAUGCUCUUCUGCGGUGGCGCAUCGCCGAACUCUAUUACACUGAGGUCGAUGCCUUGCUUUUCGACUUGUCAAUGACGGGUGCCACCAGUGAGGAGCUGCAGCAGGAGUUGAAGAGUUUGGCAAGCAUGUGGCCGGAUCCCAGCUUCGACGGUGACAAGGUCUGUGUUCCAGACACUCGCUGUGGUGUCCACUUUAACUUCCACAAUGGCGUUGCUCGCGACGAGCCCUACCGCCGGAUGCUAAUGAGCGUUCGCCGCCGGCUCUUCCGCACGAAGAAAUCCAUGGAGAGCCUCUACCUGGGCAAGCCAGUGGACAAGGACUUCGAAUCAGAGAUAUACAAGAGCACCACAGAACUCGCACGGCCUCUGGAGAUUGUUUACCGAUCUCUAGUGAGCACGGGCGAUGAGGUCUUAGCCAACGGUCGCCUGUUGGAUCUAAUCCGCAGAGUUCGCACCUUCGGCGUCAGCCUGGCUUGUCUGGAUAUUCGACAGGAGUCCGACAGGCACGAGGAGGUCAUGAACGCCAUCACCCAAUACCUUGGGCUGGGGUCCUACUCGUCGUGGACGGAGCAGGCGAAGUGUGAUUGGCUUCUUGACGAGAUCCAGUCCCGGCGUCCUCUCCUGUCACCAGACAUGCCAAUGGGCGACAUUGUUCAGGAAGUCAUUGAGACGUUCCGCACGAUCGCAGACCUUCCUCCAGAGACUGUGGGUGCCUAUUGCAUUUCGAUGUCUCGCGCCACCUCAGACAUACUGGCGGUUUGCUUGCUGCAGAAGAUCGGCGGCGUGAAGCAGUUCAUGCGCAUCAGCCCCUUGUUCGAGACCAGGGAGGACCUGCAGGCAGCACCUCGUGUGAUCGAUGCACUCCUGGGCAUUCCUUGGUACAAGGACCACGUUAACGGCAAGCAGGAGGUCAUGCUGGGCUACUCCGACUCCGUGAAGGAUGCGGGGAAAUUCGCGUCCACCUGGGCCCUACAUGUCGCCAUGGAGAAGCUGGUGGAAGUCGGCCAGAAGCAUGGAGUGGAGGUCACAUUCUUCCACGGCCGCGGCGGCACGAUCAGCCGCGGGGGCGGGCCUCCUCACCUCACGCUUCUGAACCAGCCGGCGGGGUCCAUCACUCGCCACUUACGUCUCACAGUGCAAGGCGAGAUGAUUCAGCAGCACUUCAUGAACCCAGAGGUGGCAGAGCACACCAUGGAGCGAUAUGCAGUGGCGGUGCUCGAACAUAUUCUUACGCCUCCGCCUCUGCCGUCUCCGGAGCACCGGGCUGCGAUGGAAGAGUUGGCAGAUCUUUCCGCCAAGGAUUACCAGACAACCGUUUUUCGCUCGCCGGAAGAUCAAUUUGUGAAGUACUUCCAUGCUGCCACCCCUUCGGCAGAGCUAGCACAGAUGAAUAUUGGUUCAAGGCCAGCCAAGCGACGGAAUUACGGAGGAAUCGACACGCUGAGGGCAAUUCCCUGGAUCUUCGCAUGGACACAGACGCGACUUCUGCUGCCAGUGUGGUUAGGCAACGGCGCUGCCUUGGACAAGUUCAUCACAGACGGCAAGCUACAGCUCCUCCAGUCGAUGUAUUCGAAGUGGCCAUUCUUCAAAUCCAUGCUUGACCUUAUCGACAUUGAGCUAGGCAAGGCCGAUGAACAUAUUGCAGCUCACUACGACUCGAAGAUUUGCGAAGACGCGCUGAAGCCCUUGGGUCAGGAUCUCCGCCAACGAUUGGCGCAGGCAACCACUUCCGUCCUUCAGGUCAAGCAGGCGAAGGAGGUUUUAUCCGCGGAGCCGAGCACGAAGUUGGCCAUAGGAAUGCGGAGGCCGUAUCUGGAUGCAACUCACGUGAUUCAAGCUGAAGUGCUUCAGCGCUUGCGCAAAGCCGGCGAGCAGACCUCCGAGGAGCUUGCCGAUGCCAUGAUUGUGAGUAUACAGGGUAUUGCUGCAGGGAUGCAGAACACUGGGUGA